AUGGUUCCUCCAACAACUGAUGCGCCUGCGGCGGCCGAUGAUCCUGCCGCGGCUGCCACCAUUGCGCCGGGCGUGGCAGUGCGCGACCACCCGCUGUACGGCCGCUGCGCCUUUGCGAACCGCGCCUUUGCGGCAGGCGAGAUCGUUGUCAAGGAGGCGCCGCUGGUGGUGUGCGCCGAGGGCGGAGCAGGCAGCGCGCCGGACGAUGACCCCGCCGGCGCAUGGCUCACGCGGGCUUUUGCCGAGAACGUGCCCGCCGUCAGAGCGGCCUGCAGGGGCGGCGCCACCCCCGACGACCUGCGCCGCCUGUGCGUCUGCUACCUCGCGUUCUGCGCCGCGGCGCCCGAGGCGCGCGAGGCCGUGCUGGGCGGCAUGCUGAACGAGGCCGGGCCAGACGCAGCGGACGCGCUCGUCGUGCAGCGCGCGCAGCACGCGGCCGGGUUCAUACGGGAGGUGCUCGUGCCGCGCGGCGCCGCGGACGGCACGCUGCGCGACCCGCCCGGCGACGCGGCCACGGUGCUGCGCGUGCUGCUGUCGUUUGAGCUCAACGCGCACGCGGUGGGCGGCAGGGGCGCCCUCUUUGCCGUCGGCAGCAAGUUCACCCACACCUGCGGCCAGCCCAACUCUGUCUUCAAGUCGUGCGGGGGCCUGGGCUACCACGUGGCCCUGCGGGACAUAGCCCAGGGGGAGCUGCUCACCACCACGUACCUGGAGGGCGGGCCCAUGCUCAUGGCAACACCUUACAGGGAGGUGUUCACGUUGGAAGGCUUCGGCUUCCGCUGCCGCUGCCCGCGCUGCGCCGCGCCGGCCGACGACAUGCGCUGCCUGCCCUGCCCCCGCUGCGCCACGGCGGCCACGCGCCGCGGCGGCGACGGGCUGCUGCCCAAAUCGGUGGCGCUGAAGGGCGCGCGGCCGCCGGGCGUACUCAUAUACACGGGCGGUGCGGCAGCUCAGGACGGCAGCAGCGGCGGCAGCAGCGGCGGCGGGGAAGGGCCGGGGACAGCAGCAGCAUCAGCAGCAUCGUGGGUGUGCGGCUCCUGCGGCGCGGCGCUGCCGGACGACGACGCGGCCCUGUUCGGCGGCGGCGAGCGCGUGGCCGAGGUGGCGGGCCUCGCGCCCAACGGCCGCGUGGAGCGCGGCGCGGGUGCGCUGGUGCACCAGGCUGACCGCGACAUGGGGGAGGGGCGCGCGUCGCGGGCGGGCGUGGCGCGGCUGCUGGAGGUUGUGGCGCGGCUGCUGGGGCCGGAUCAUUGGUCCACGGUGGCGAUGAUGCGGGGUCACUCGGAGAUGCUGCUGGCCGAGCUGCGCUCAGCGGCAUCAAACCCCACCAGCAGCAUUGGGAGCGCCGUCAGCGCCCUGCUAGAAGACCUGCAGUCGAACUGGAAGCUGCGCUGCAGCUGGGUGGACUCCAGGAGCGGCCUGGACGCCGGGCACACGCUGUUCCAGGAGAUUGUGGCCCACGCCUGCGCCCUGUACGAGGCCUACCCACCCCUGGCGCGCGCCCUUGGCGCCCCGCACCCGGCGGCGGCGCGCCUGCUGUCGCUGGCCGCCUGGCUGCGGGGCCGCGUUGUGCCGGCGCUGGGGGUGCUCAAGGCCGGGUGGCCGCUGCCGCAGCCGCUGGGGAUGGUGGCGGCGCUGGACGCCGCGGCGGCAGCAGCAGCAGCCGCAGGUGCGCCGGUGGCGGCGCUAGAAGGGGCCGACGGCAGCAGCGGCGGUGGCGGUCUACCAGAGGGCGGCGGCGGCGAGGGGCCGAGCAUGCAGCAGCUGCUGGACUUUUUGCCCAGCAGUGGCGGCAGCGGCAAGGGGGGCAAGGCCAAGAAGAAGAAGAGUGGCAGCGGCGGCGGUGGCGGACGUAAGAAGUGA
Messenger RNA from Monoraphidium neglectum, 1863 nucleotides. RefSeq lists its product as hypothetical. Gene Ontology annotation, cellular component: nucleus. Lineage: Eukaryota; Viridiplantae; Chlorophyta; Chlorophyceae; Sphaeropleales; Selenastraceae. The coding region runs from base 1 to 1863 and encodes 620 amino acids. The transcript is spliced from 4 exons. The record is from RefSeq and is a predicted model, not a curated record. Gene Ontology annotation, molecular function: protein binding.